This is a messenger RNA of Drosophila sulfurigaster albostrigata, 556 nucleotides long. RefSeq names its product histone H2A. The transcript has a single exon. Lineage: Eukaryota; Metazoa; Arthropoda; Insecta; Diptera; Drosophilidae. Gene Ontology annotation, cellular component: nucleosome. The record is from RefSeq and is a predicted model, not a curated record. Gene Ontology annotation, molecular function: DNA binding; protein heterodimerization activity; structural constituent of chromatin. Bases 61 to 435 code for a protein of 124 amino acids.
UGUGGCAACAAUAUUCGAGUUUUGUGUGUGAAACAGUGAAGUAAGAAAUAAUAAAUAAAAAUGUCUGGUCGUGGUAAAGGUGGCAAAGUUAAGGGAAAGGCAAAGUCUCGUUCCAACCGCGCUGGUCUUCAGUUCCCCGUUGGCCGUAUUCACCGUCUGCUUCGCAAGGGCAACUAUGCCGAGCGUGUUGGUGCUGGUGCUCCUGUGUACCUGGCUGCUGUGAUGGAAUACUUGGCUGCUGAAGUUUUGGAGUUGGCUGGUAACGCAGCCCGUGACAACAAGAAGACUAGGAUUAUCCCUCGUCAUCUGCAAUUGGCCAUCCGCAACGAUGAGGAGUUGAACAAACUACUUUCGGGUGUCACCAUUGCCCAGGGCGGUGUUUUGCCUAAUAUUCAAGCUGUUCUCUUGCCCAAGAAGACCGAAAAGAAGGCUUAAAUUCAAAUUUAAACUCGCAUAUAACACAAAUCAACUAAAACCCAAAACGUCCUUUUCAGGACGACCAAAUAUUUAUUAAAGAGAAUCAUUUUUUUAAUAUACUUAAAUAAUUACAUCGAUA